Messenger RNA from Oncorhynchus gorbuscha (pink salmon), 738 nucleotides. RefSeq names its product catenin delta-2-like. NCBI's taxonomy places the organism in Eukaryota, Metazoa, Chordata, Actinopteri, Salmoniformes, Salmonidae. The record is from RefSeq and is a predicted model, not a curated record. The coding region runs from base 1 to 738 and encodes 245 amino acids. The transcript is spliced from 8 exons.
AUGACGGUGGGUGCCAGCCUGCAGAUUAGCAGAGGUAUGCCGGUGCCAGACCAGACAUCAGAGCAGGGUGCCAGUCUGCUGAGUCCAGGUCUACCGUCAUCUAAUGGAGACGGAUCCGACGGGACAGAGACCACCUCCGCUAUCCUGGCCUCUGUCAAAGAACAGGAGUUGCAGUUUGAGAGGCUGACCCGUGAGCUGGAGGCAGAGAGACAGAUUGUAGCUACCCAGCUGGAGAGAUGCAAGCUGGGCUCUGAGACCGGUGGAAGUAUGAGCAGCAUCAGUUCGGUAGAUGACCAGUUUCGCUGGAACACCCAAGCGGAUGGCCAGAAGGACAUAGAGGAUGAGUUGACCACAGGACUGGAGAUGGUCGACUCCUGCAUCAGAUCCCUGCAGGUGUCUGGAAUACUGGACCCUCACCAAUUCAACACAGGAGAACGUCCCUCUCUACUUUCCCAGAGUUCUUUGCAGCUUAACUCCACCCCGGAGGCUUCACUCCAGUACUCCGCCAGCUACCAUAGCAACCAGACCCUCGCCCUUAGCGACAGCGCUGCAGCGGCAACACCACAGCGCAGCGGACAAGUCGGUGGGGCCGUGCACAGCUACAACCAGGUGACGUCUAGUCGUGCCGCUCAGCAGAGGCAGCAGGCAGGGGGAGGUAGUGGAGGAGACUCCUUCUCUCAGAGCCAUGGCAGUGCCUUCCACCUACCAGAUGCACAGCAGAUCACUACCGAGAACUGA